Paramecium primaurelia is the source of this 3158-nucleotide messenger RNA. NCBI's taxonomy places the organism in Eukaryota, Ciliophora, Oligohymenophorea, Peniculida, Parameciidae. The record is from the annotation of a GenBank genome assembly.
AAAUGAGGCGUGUAGCUAGAAUUGCAUAAUCGAUGAUUAAAAAUAGAAUGCUAUAAUCUCUUUAAUAGAAGAUUGUUUAUCAUUUUGAUGAUAAUUACAAUAAGUUUUAUAAAGAGAAGAAUGAAAAUUUGGUAUUUUUUUAAGAUGAAAUUCAGAUCCACCCUACUUAUACUUCCAAACAUUUUAAAGUUUCAUCAAGUUCAAUUGUUUAAUACUUGGAAGAUAAGAAGAUGGAACACAAGAUAUAAGGAAAAUAUGUAUAAUUAAGAUAUUGUCCAUUUUGUCCAAAACAUAAUAUAGAGAAUCCUUCAAACUAAUAUGUUAUGGGGAUAAAUUUAGAGAAGUAUAUUUGAUAAAAUAUAGUUUAAGUGGGUCUUAUAAUUGUUUUAGAGCAACUUGUUAAGCAAAAGGUUCUUGGUUUGAUUUUAAGAAUUUUAUGAAUGGGAAUCUCAAUAAUUAACAACAAUAAAAUUAAUAGAGUUUAUAAUAAUAGCCAACUUAAAAGUUAAAUAUAUUUGAAUAUCACCAAUAUUAUGAGAGAUUAAAGUUGUAAGAACCAAAAAUAGUUUAUGAUUAUUUGACAGGAGAUGAUUGGGAAAAUGUAAAAUAUGCCUAUUAUUCACUAGUCAGAAUUAAAGAGGAAUUAAGGAUGAUGUGUUAAAAUUGUAUUUGAUUGGUAUUGAUAUAACUGAAAUUUAUGAUCCUUAGUAGGGAACUUAUAUAUAGGCUCCACUUAUAUACUUUCCUAUGUUUCGAUAUAGAAAUUAACACGAAAAGAAUAAAUUAAUAUAGAAAGCAUUGAAAUAGAAAAAGGAUGAAGUUUUAGCUGAAUAAGUGAUGAGUGAAGAAACAAAAUAAAAUAUUAGAUCACAAUUAGAUAAUUAAUUUGAUAAUUUAUAAUAUGAAUUAGUGAGUUGUAAAAUUAGAGCAGCAGGAAAGGACUUAAAACAUAUUUAAAAGAUUGAACCAAUGAAUGCAGCCAAAGGAAUAUUUGGAAUGCAUUUACUCAAAUAAGAUUCUACAUAAGUUAUUUUAACAGAAGGAGAAUUUGAUGCUAUGGCUGCUUAUUAAAUGACAAAUAUUCCUGCUAUAUCAUUACCAUAUGGUAUAAAUCAUAUUCCAGCUUAUCUUAUUGAAUGGUAUUAUAUUAUAAUUAUUAAAUAAGGUUGGAUUAAUUUGAGAAAUUAAAUGAUAUAAUAAUAUGGGUAGAUGAUGAUAAUCCUGGAAGAAUUAAUUCAUAGAAGAUUGCCCGUAAACUUGGUAAUGCAAGAACAAGAGUAGUCUAACCAUCUUUAAUUGAUCUUCAUGAUUAUCCUAAGGAUGCUAAUGAUUGUUUAAGAUAUUAUUAAGAUAAAGUAAUGACUUACAUUGAUCAAUCAAAAUGUCUACUAAAAAAGAAUAUUACUUAAUUUACUGAUUUUAAAUAAUUAACAAAGAAUAGAAUCUUAAAUUUUGAAUUAUCUAAAGGAACUUAAUCAUAAACAUUUAGAACAUAUAAUAAUACAACUAAAGGAUUAAGAACUGGAGGUAUAUUAAUUAAUAUUAAAAUUAGAAUUUACUAUUUUAACUGGACCUACUGGUAGUGGUAAGACAACUUUUUUGAGUCAAUUAUCUUUAGAUUUCUGUAAAGAAGGUAUAACAACACUUUGGGGAAGUUUUGAAAUAAAGACUGAUAGAUUAGCUGAACAUUAAUUAUUGCAAGCAUACAAAACAGAUUUAAUUAAAUAAAAAGAUUUGGUUGAUGUAGCAAUUUAAAAAUUUGAAAAUGAAAUGCCAAUUGUAAUAUAUUCUAUUUAUAUAUUUAUUAGUAUUAUAUGAAUUUUUAUGGAUCAACAGAUCUAGACUAGAUUAUUGAUACUAUUGAAUAUGCAAUUUAUGAAUAUAAUGUAACACAUGUUUGUUUAGAUAAUUUAUAAUUUAUGAUGGGAACUUAAGUAGGAGGAAAUAGAAAAUUUGAUUAUUAGGAUGAAAUAAUAGAAAAAUUUAGAAGAUUAACUAGUAAUAAUGAUAUACAUCUAACUUUGGUUAUUCAUCCAAGAAAAGUUGAUGAAAAUGAGGAUUUAACUAUUGCUUCAAUUUUUGGUUCAGCUAAAGCUACUCAAGAAGCUGAUAAUGUUUUUAUUAUUUAAAAUAGACCUAGAUAUAGAGUAUUUGAGAUUAAGAAAAAUAGAUAUGAUGGAGAAGUAGGAAGAGUUGGAUUAGGUUUUGAUGCUAAUGUAAAGUCAUUCUUUGAACUUUCAUCAACAGAAGUUAAAGAAUUAAAUGAAGAAAAAACAACAAUAUUAGAUAUUAUUAAUAAAAGAAAACAAGAAGGUAGGCAUUUUAAAUAAGAGAUAACUAUUAAUGAUAAAAAUGGAAAUAAUGAUGGUGGAAAUAAUGAAGGUGGAUCUCCUAAUAAAGGAGGAAAUCAUAAUAAUAAUAAUAAUAAUAAUAAUCCAAAAAUAUCUAAAAAUGAUAAUUUAAAUGCUUAAAAGAUUAUAUUAGAAAAUAUAGAUAUUACAGAAUAAAAUAUUUUUAAAGAUUAACAUGAUGAUGAAGAAGAUUAAAUGGCUUAAUUAGAAAAAAUGACUUUAUAAUAUGCUAAUCAAUAAAUUUCAGAAAUCAUUAUAAAUGAAAAACCUGUAAAAUUGGCUUUAGAUGAUAUUGAAGAUAUUGAAAAAAUAGAUAAAGUAGAUAAUUCUAUUGAUAAUUUAUCGAUAGAAAUUAAUGUUGAUGAAAAAAAACAAGUCCAUUAGGAUAACAUUAAUAAUUCAGAUACUUACUUAAGCUAAAGCAAUAUAAUUAGGGAAUGUGAAAAAUGUGUUAACCCAUCUAAUGACUAUCUCGAAAUAUGGAAAUUUGACUAAGAUAGUGAUUAUGGACUAGAACCAAAAAUUGGAUAAUAUGAAUUAAAAUAAGAUUAGGCUCAGCCAGAUAAUAAUUAAACUCAUUUUAAUUCUAAUGAAUUUGCAUUAUUCAAUACUGAUCCAUUAAAUAAAUUUGCUGCCCAAAAGAUUAAUAAAGAAUUAGAUUAGAUUUCAUUGAGUGAUGAAUUUUAAUCUAUUGAUGAUCAAAUAGAACUCACUAAUUAAUUUACAAAUUCAAAGAGCAAAUCAAAAAGGGCUUCUUUCAUUCAUAUUGGAUCCAAAAAGCCUUCUAAAUAAUAAUUAGAUUUAUGA